This is a messenger RNA of Doryrhamphus excisus (bluestripe pipefish), 1852 nucleotides long. The record is from RefSeq and is a predicted model, not a curated record. Lineage: Eukaryota; Metazoa; Chordata; Actinopteri; Syngnathiformes; Syngnathidae.
GAACCCUCACACACUGGAACAACAACAGCACGCUCCGACACACACCAAGUAUAAAAGGUCGACGUCCUGAGACACCCUCGCUGUCACCCAGACUGCAUCCCAAGAUGGGCUUAGACUUGUCACCAUGGACGUGGACCCUCCUGGUGGUCCUGCUCACGCUCUUCAUCAUCUACACACUCUGGCCCUACAAGACCUUCCACAGGUUAGGCGUCCCGGGUCCAACGCCGGUGCCCUUCUUUGGAACCAUGCUGGCCUAUAAGAAGAGUAUUAUCGAGUUUGACGAGAAAUGCUUCAAGAAAUAUGGCAACACGUGGGGCAUCUACGACGCCCGGCAACCCAUUCUGUGCAUCACGGAUCCCGCCAUGAUCAAGACCGUUAUGAUUAAGGAGUGUUACUCUCUCUUCACCAAUCGUAGGAACAUACGCCUGAACGGGCCGCUGUACGACGCCGUGUCCAUCGCUGAAGACGAGAACUGGAGGAGGAUCCGCAGCAUCCUCUCGCCUUCCUUCACCUCGGGGCGACUGAAAGAGAUGUUUGCCAUCAUGAAGCGCCACUCGGCCAACCUGGUCAGAAGCAUGAAGAAGAAAGCUGACAAGAACGAAGCUCUGGACGUGAAGGAGUUCUUUGGACCUUACAGCAUGGACGUGGUGACCAGCACCUCCUUCAGUGUGGAUAUAGACUCCCUCAGCAACCCCUCAGAUCCUUUUGUCACCAACAUCAAGAAGAUGCUCAAGUUUGACUUCUUCCACCCUCUCUUCCUGGCCUUAGCUUUCUUCCCCUUCCUGGCUCCCGUCUUCGAGAAGUUCGAGUUUUCCAUUUUCCCGUCCUCCGUUUUAGAGUUCUUCUUCGCGGCGCUGCAGAAGAUCAAAUCUAACCGUGAGAACAGCGAGCAAAGGAGUCGUGUGGACUUCCUGCAGCUGAUGAUUGACUCCCAGAAGAACAACAACACCCCUGGAGCAGAUAUGGAUAAAGGUGCAACGGUGGGGGGAGGGUUGCUUAAUCUGCGGCUAAUCUUAUUUGAAUUCCUCUUUGCAGGUCUGAGCGACCACGAGAUGCUCUCUCAGGCUGUGAUCUUCAUCUUUGCGGGCUACGAGACCAGCAGCAGCACUCUGGGCUUCCUGGCGUACAACCUGGCUACAAACCCUCACGUCAUGAAGCGGCUGCAGGAGGAGGUGGAUGCCACCUUCCCAAACAAGGCUGAGGUCCAGUACCAGGAGCUGAUGCAGAUGGACUACCUGGACUGCAUCAUUAGCGAGUCUCUCCGCCUGUACCCCAUCCUCCCACGUGUGGACCGUGUCGCCAAGGCAACUGUGGAGCUAAACGGCCUGGUCAUCCCCAAAGGCAUGGUGGUGAUGGUGCCCACCUGGCCCCUGCACCGCGACCCCGAGUUGUGGCCUGAACCGGAGAAAUUCAAACCGGAGAGGUUCAGCAAGGAAAACAAAGAGUCCAUCGACCCGUACACGUACAUGCCUUUCGGAGUGGGACCUCGGAACUGCAUCGGGAUGCGCUUUGCUCUAGUGACCAUGAAGCUGGCCUUGGUGGAGAUCUUGCAGAGGUACAGCUUCUCCGUUUGCGAGGAGACUGAGAUCCCCAUCGAGUUGGAUAAUCAGGGUCUGUUGGCACCAAAACGACCGCUCAUGCUGAAACUGGAGCCACGGUCGUAACAAGUCACCUACAGAGAAUCAUGUGUGUUCAUGAAUUAAGAGCAGACAAGUCUUUACAGGUAUUGUGCUGCUAUUUCACUUUCUUUUUUUUCCCAAAUGGACAAAGAUAACAUUUUUAACACUUGUAUGGCAGUUAAGGAUGUUAAAACAUUCAAUCUAGACUCAAUAAAACUUGUAUAGUGGUCACA